UGAUGCAGUUAUCAAUAUUUUACCAACGAGAGCACCACCUACGACGUAAUGCGACAGAAGAACAACUUGAAUGCCUUCAAAGUUUUGAGCGUGAGGCAACAAUCUACACAAUGCAUCGUUCUAAAGGAGGUUUGCACAUUGUUGACAUCCUUACAAACUUCACGGUUCCGGAUAAUAAGGAUCAGGCAUAUGUGCUAGAUGAAAUCGUAGAAAAAGUGUAUUUCUUUAAGAGCCGAGUAAUGGAUUAUUAUCUUAAGUUGCAGGAAAUCUCGCGGAAGGCACAGAAAUAUACUUCCUCAAAUGAAAUCCGUUAG
Paraglomus brasilianum is the source of this 314-nucleotide messenger RNA. NCBI's taxonomy places the organism in Eukaryota, Fungi, Glomeromycota, Glomeromycetes, Paraglomerales, Paraglomeraceae. The record is from the annotation of a GenBank genome assembly.